GGAAGCCUGGUCUGGCAGUGCCGGCGGUCUCGCUUUGCGGCCGCGGUGAGAGCGGGAGGCAGGCCGGCCUGGCUGGGUGAUGAGGGUCCCGGAGAGCCGGCAGUGAGAGUCUCUCAGCAUGGCCGACACCCCGUGUGGGAGCAGCCUGGCCGUCAGCGGCCCCCCCGGGCCGGAGGAGGACGAGGGCCCCAAGGGCCACCACCGCCACCAUCACCCCCACCAUCACCACCACCAGCUCAACGGCCUGAUCAGCCCCGACCUGCGGCACCUCAAGGCCGUGUCCCUGCCGGGCCCCGGGGAGCCGGACACGCGGACUGCGGGGGCCCCGAACGGGCUGGACCGGGCCCCCAGGAGCCCCCGGGGCCCCGAGCCGGCAGACAGCUCCCUCCCCGCCGGCCUGGCCGCCUGCAGCCUCCGGGAGGAGCCGGACAUCCGAUACGUGCGCUACGAGUCCGAGCUCCAAAUGCCGGACAUCAUGAGACUGAUCACCCGAGACCUGUCCGAGCCCUACUCCAUAUACACCUAUCGGUACUUCAUCCACAACUGGCCCCAGCUCUGCUUUCUGGCCAUGGUGGAAGAAGAGUGUGUAGGUGCCAUUGUCUGCAAGCUGGAUAUGCACAAAAAGAUGUUCCGGAGAGGUUAUAUAGCCAUGUUAGCGGUGGAUUCCAAAUACAGACGGAAAGGCAUUGGUACAAAUUUGGUAAAGAAAGCUAUUUAUGCCAUGGUUGAAGGGGAUUGUGAUGAGGUGGUCCUGGAAACUGAGAUUACAAACAAGUCUGCUUUGAAACUUUAUGAGAAUCUUGGUUUUGUGCGAGAUAAGCGCUUGUUCAGAUACUAUUUAAAUGGAGUAGAUGCACUGCGUCUUAAACUAUGGCUGCGUUGAGAAAGAGAAUGUCAAAUCAAGGAGCAAAUUCCCAGUGGAUGCUCGGACAGGACAUCCCCUCCAUGCAGCUCUUCUGUCAGUAUCCCAUUGCGUCGCAAAUAUUUGUUGCACUAAGGCAUGGCGCAUUUGUCCUAAGAGCAGUGUUUCGAACAGCAGAGAGACCUUUUGGUACCAGCAAGAUGUGCCAGUGGCUAGCCAAGACAUAUUCAUUAAUUUGCAAAUCUACUGACUGCGUUAAAUAAAAACAAAAAAAUAUAUGAACAUUUAUCAGAGACCUAAUGUGAGAACUGCAAUUACAGAGAUUACAGCAGCCAAUGUAAAUUGUAAAAUUCUAUAAAUGUACUAACAUUUCAUACAAUCCUUGCCAUAGUUUUCUGAGGAAGGACGGGGAGGAAAGCUUACAUUUUAGGUUUUAAUUUCCAACUUUAAAUUUGCAUUCUUGAAUAUUGGUACCUCGGUGAAUAGUCAAUGGGGGAGGGGGGAAUCAAAUGUAUUGUAGGGUGGUGUGUGUGUGUGUGUUACAAUAAGUAACGGUAAUUACAGUCUGCCAGUGCCUGUUUGGGGUCAGUAAAGUUUGUCCUCACCCUCUUGCUAACUGCAUGCUUUUCUUCCCAAUCGACUUUACUUUUAUUUAAAUUUACAGUAAAUUAUUUCAGAUUUCGAUAAUUUAGACCUUUUUUUUGUUUUCCCAAUCAUUUGAGUGGUGAUUAAAGGAAACACUCACUUUUUUUUUUUUUUCUCACAAAGUGUAAGCUAUUUAGGGAAUAAAACAAUCAUUUAGCUGCUAAAAAGGAUAUAAUAACAAAAAACAAUACUAUAACUUAAAUCUAUGCUGGUUCUGGAUGCACUUUUCUUUACGAAUGAGGGGUUUUAAAGGAAAAGAAAUAUUGUAAAUUUGGUAUGAUUUUAUUUAAUACUGUUAUUGCAAAAAUCUCUAGAGAAUCCUUUUUUCCCCUCUUAUUUUUUCCCCCUCUUAUUUUUUUUCCCCUUUCAUCUUCCCAUUUUAUAGUCUUUUUAGGGGUUUUCCCCCCCAUACAAUUUUUACUGAGAUAUCCGCUUCACUUUAUCCUAAACAUUCUCUUUUGUCUUUAAAAUAAAUCUAAAAGUUCUAUUGUAUUACACUGCAUCUGCAUUUAUUUCAUGUUAAUCUAGAAGAGACUGUUCUUCACUGUAGGAUAUAAAGUAAUAUUUUCAUUCACAGAUCUCACAAUUAUACUAUUUAAUAUAUGUGUAUUUUUAUUUUUCCAAACAAAGCCAGUAUAAAUGUUCCUUUCCCCCUCAUUUAUUCUUCAUUAUAUCUCAGUUUUUUGGCAGAAUUUUUUUUAAAUGUUUUUUGUUUAAUGAUUUAUAGCCACCAAUAUUUUUAUGAAUCUUAUACCUACUGCUAAGUACUGAUUUUCAACUUUAAAACUGUACAGGUGUAUGAUUUAUGUCUGUAAAUUAACAGGCCUUCUAAGCAGAUAGAAAUAAUUUAAAUGAACGAACCCAUUCUAAAAUAUCAGAUUUACAGUAAUUCUUUAUAUUUUCCAUAAUUUGUUUCAAUACUUUGUCAAUAUUAAGUUUGAGGAAUUCAUUUUGGUGCUUGCUGUUAAAUUAGUUUUUUUUUUCUGCUUGUGUGUUCAGCGUUUGAUCUGUCUCCAACAGAAUUUGUACUGUAUGUUAGUGUCCUAUAUAAUGAAAAUCAAAACAAUUUCACCCAUUUCUGAAAAGGUAAAAUCACUUUUAUUGAGAUCUUAACUUUUCCAUAAACGCAAUGUUGGAUCAUAACUUAAUUGGAAUCAUUACAUUCUAAAUGUCACUAAAAUGCAAAACAAGAUUGUUCUUAAAAAGAUCAUUAAUAUAUUUCAGUGUUGAAUAUAUUUGCUUAUUAAAUGUUGUAUUUUUUUUUUUCCCUCAUCUGCCUUAACCCUUUCAGUGCUGAAAUAAUAAACCAUACAACACAAUUGCGGUUUUUGCAGCUCUGAACUGGUUACUUUCAAGUACUCGUACAUUCUGCAAAACAUUGCAUUACUUUUAGCACUGAAACGCUAAAUACAAUUUUAAUGGGGUUGGUGUGCGUUCUAAAAUAAACCUUGUUCUGCUGUGUUUUUGGUGAUGUA
Messenger RNA from Pelobates fuscus (common spadefoot toad), 2982 nucleotides. It is a transcript of the gene NAA30, whose product is annotated as N-alpha-acetyltransferase 30, NatC catalytic subunit. The coding region runs from base 119 to 883 and encodes 254 amino acids. The record is from RefSeq and is a predicted model, not a curated record. NCBI's taxonomy places the organism in Eukaryota, Metazoa, Chordata, Amphibia, Anura, Pelobatidae. Gene Ontology annotation, biological process: N-terminal peptidyl-methionine acetylation. Gene Ontology annotation, cellular component: NatC complex. The transcript is spliced from 4 exons. Gene Ontology annotation, molecular function: protein-N-terminal amino-acid acetyltransferase activity.